AUGAACGUGAUGGUCGUGUCGCUGCUCCACACGAGAAGGGCGGCAGCAAGACCAAAUCAUACACCUUUCGAUCCUCGCGCAACCACAUCACAACUGAAAUCCUGUCGAAUCAGUCUUUCGCAGUCAUCAGUAUUUCCACAUUUUACAUCGAUGACCUUCUGGUUUCGUUUCCAGUUCUUCCGAACUCGUCCCAUGACCUAA
Messenger RNA from Parastagonospora nodorum SN15, 201 nucleotides. RefSeq lists its product as hypothetical. The transcript is spliced from 2 exons. The record is from RefSeq and is a predicted model, not a curated record. Bases 1 to 201 code for a protein of 66 amino acids. NCBI's taxonomy places the organism in Eukaryota, Fungi, Ascomycota, Dothideomycetes, Pleosporales, Phaeosphaeriaceae.